Molecule: messenger RNA, 1124 nt
Organism: Colossoma macropomum (tambaqui)
Lineage: Eukaryota; Metazoa; Chordata; Actinopteri; Characiformes; Serrasalmidae
Gene: cunh11orf98
Product: chromosome unknown C11orf98 homolog
Exons: 4
Coding region: 54-434 (126 amino acids)
Source: RefSeq, a predicted model, not a curated record
CCGGAAGACAUUUAUAUUACUUGACCUAAAUACCACUCACGUUUUCAGCAAGCAUGGCUCCGGGAGGAAAGAUCAACAAACCAAAAACAGAUUUAGGGAAGAAGCUCUUCAAAAGGCGAAGACUUCUAAUGAAGCAGAAGAAGAAGAAGCAUCGUAUCGUUGGAGCAGUGGUGGACAGUGGCCUUAUAACAAAACAUCACCUGAAAAAGAGGAGCACCAGUUCCAGGGCGAACAUCACCCUGUCUGGGAAGAAAAGACGCAAACUGCUCAAGCAGCUGCAGCACAUGGAGAAAGAAAAAUCCAGCAUGGAAGUUGAAACAGUACCACAGAAGAAAGCUCCUGCCGUCAAGAAGACGACCCCUGCUGCACAACAACCGAAGAAAACAAAACGUGCCACCUCAUCUGCUGAGAUGGAAAUGAUGGAUGUGGAAUAAGUGAUCAGUACUGGAAUUCAAUGUUAACGUUUGUGCUUCAACAAAGGACUGAAAGUUUUUGUUUAUUAUGCUGACUUUUAGAUGUACAAUGUAUAUAUAAAAGCAAGUGAUUAGUAAUAUUGCUUGCUGCGUUGAGGCCAACGUUUUCAGACACAAAUUCCAUUGUCUUAAAUGCUAUGGGUGCAAAAAACAGUAAGUGGUUGUAAUGCUGUUUUUUCCCCCCAAUGCUGCUCCUAUUUUCAUUUUUGUCAAGGUUUAGACUGUGUAUGUCUGUGCCCUGUACCAGAUCUGCAUAUCAAAAACCCACACCAAAACACUUAAAAUAGUACGGAGAUACCUUGAAGUACAUGAGUUACUUCUCUUUUUUGAUCAGGAAGAUAAAUGCCAGAGUGACUACUUUGAUAAUGCUCAAAAGAACUGAAAUGAGUUGAAGUGUGUGAAGGCUAUUAAUAUACCAGCAGUCUUAAGUGUUCUUCUUUGUAUUGCUCGAUUUUUGAUGUGCAUUCACUGUCUCUCUGGGUAAGCAUACGGUCACACCUGGUCUCCUGUGAAUUGCACUAACAUCUGUACGUUAGUGCAGUCAGUAACAUUACGGAGGGGCUUCAGCAGACCAGAAAGUACCUACAAAGCUAACUAUAUGUGCCUGUUAGGUUAUUUUUCUGAACCAUAUUAAACACAGGCCAAAAUGCA